Messenger RNA from Anarrhichthys ocellatus (wolf-eel), 2465 nucleotides. It is a transcript of the gene myorg, whose product is annotated as myogenesis regulating glycosidase. The coding region runs from base 172 to 2226 and encodes 684 amino acids. Gene Ontology annotation, biological process: skeletal muscle fiber development; carbohydrate metabolic process. Lineage: Eukaryota; Metazoa; Chordata; Actinopteri; Perciformes; Anarhichadidae. Gene Ontology annotation, molecular function: hydrolase activity, hydrolyzing O-glycosyl compounds. The record is from RefSeq and is a predicted model, not a curated record. The transcript is spliced from 3 exons.
CGUGCAUGUCUUGGUCAUUUUUCUGUGAACUGUGGCAAACAAUUUUGUGGCUGUAACUGCUGAGGGGGCCGCUGCUGAUCGGCAGAGUGCAGCAAUCAAGGUUCCCUGGGAAACAUUUCUAUGAUCUUAAGAACAGCAACUGUCGGAUUUGCCCACUGAACGGCACAAGUCAUGUACCAAGUUGUUCCCGGAGGAGCGGGAGGCACAAUUACAGAUGUUAUCCCCAAGCAGAAGCACAGGAAGGACACUCGACCCUUGGUCGGAGCUGGAGUAAUCGGCUUGGUGCUGGUAAUUGCAGCAGUGACUGCAUGGUGUUAUUACAUAGCCUCUCUACGCAAAGCUGAGCUGCUUAAGACUGAGCUCCUGGAUCUGAAUAAAGAUGGCUACAUUAUCCGCAACCAGGGAGGGUCUAUUGUUUUCAGAAUGGAUUUCAGGUCAGGUACGCUGGAUUUGGAUUCAUGCUCCAAAGAAGGGGAGAUGCUGAGCUGCGGACGCACCACUAAUAGAAAACUGAACUUCUUCAUUGAGACAGUUCGACCCAAAGACACGGUGCAAUGCUACCGUGUGCGUUGGGAGGAACUGGUUCCGGACAUUCCUGUUGAGCAUGCCAUGACGUACACGUUUGCACACUGGUAUGGUGGUGCAGUAUCAGCAAUUCAACACUGGCCUAUUUCUAUUAAUGGCCAACAGGCUCCCAAACCCUUUGUUACCAGUGACAUCUACUCUAACCGCAAUGAAUUUGGAGGAAUUUUGGAAAGUUAUUGGCUUUCAUCCAACGCUACGGCCAUCAAGAUAAAUAAUUCAGUGCCCUUCCACCUGGGCUGGAAUGACACGGAGAAGACCAUGUCCUUCCAGGCGCGAUACAAUGACAGUCCCUUCAAGCCAAACCCAGGAGAGGCACCAUGUGCUGAGCUUAGCUACAGAGUGUGCGUGGGCUUGGAUGUGACAUCCAUACACAAGUACAUGGUCCGCAGAUACUUCAACAAACCAAACAAAGUGCCUGCCAAAGUCAUGUUUCGCCAUCCUAUAUGGUCGACCUGGGCGCUACAUAGGACUGACAUUGACCAAGAGAAAGUCUUGACGUAUGCCGCUAACAUCCGCAAAUAUAAGUUUAACUGUAGCCUCCUGGAACUAGACGACCGCUACACCAGCCGCUAUGGAGAAUUUGAGUUUGACCAGACAAAGUUCCCUAAUGCCUCGUCCAUGUUCCAAAAGCUGAAAUCAGAUGGAUUUCUGGUGUCGCUCUGGAUUCACCCUUUUGUUAACUAUGACUCAGAAAACUUCCAUACUUGCGUAGAGAGGGGGCUGUUUGUCCGGGAGCCUACAGGCCAGCUGCCAGCCUUGGUGCGCUGGUGGAACGGUAUUGGUGGCAUUUUGGACUUCACAAAUCCAGAAGCUCGCGAUUGGUUUUCCUCCCAGCUCCGUUCGCUGCGCUCCAGGUAUGGGGUGUCAUCUUUUAAAUUUGACGCAGGGGAGACUAACUACUUGCCGUGGAAAUUUAGUACCAGAACUCCCAUUCGGGACCCAAGUCUUUUCACAAGACAUUACACGGAAAUGGCUAUUCCCUACAAUGACAGAGCUGAGCUGCGCAGUGGCUACCAGUCCCAAAACAUAUCCUGCUUCUUCAGACCAAUUGACAGAGACUCUGUUUGGGGCUACGAGUUGGGUCUCAAGUCUCUUAUCCCCACCGUGCUCACCAUCAGCAUUCUGGGCUAUCAGUUCAUUUUACCAGACAUGAUCGGAGGGAAUGCAUAUCUAAACCGCACAGAUGGUAAAAGUGUAUUACCCGACCGGGAGCUCUAUAUCCGCUGGCUGGAGCUGACGGCCUUCAUGCCGUCCAUGCAGUUUUCUAUUCCGCCAUGGGCAUACGACAACGAGGUGGUUGAAAUUGCUCGGAAAUACACAGCACUCCAUGAGCGUAUUGUGGCGCCACGGGUCCUGGAGCUGGCUGGCGAGGUGCUGGACACCGGGGACCCAAUCAUACGGCCCCUGUGGUGGAUUGCCACAGGUGAUGAAACGGCCUAUAAAAUUGACUCCCAAUUCCUGAUUGGGGAUGACCUCAUGGUAGCCCCAGUUUUAGAGCCUGGAAAGCAAGAGCGUGACAUCUACCUCCCUGCCGGCCAUUGGAGAAGCUACAAGGGGGAGAGAUUUGAUAUCAAGGAGCCGCUGCAUCUCACAGACUAUCCUGUUGAUCUGGAUGAAAUUGCUUACUUUCUUUGGGUGUAGCAAGAAGGGAAUGUACAGCUGAAAAAACUUGACAAGCCUUUGCUGCAAUUUGCUUGUAAGACAAGCUUCACAAAUUCAGCUUUCAUGCUUGAAUGAAACAGUUCUUGGAAAAUCUUUUCUUCAAAAAUAUAUGAAGACUUUUUAAAUUAUAACAUCACAAAUGUGAAACCGUUUCACUCAAAAAAUGCUCAAACCCUCAUUUAAUUUAAUUUAAACAAAUUGAUGGAUCAUCUUUAUAU